AUGGAAGAUGCGGGGGGCAGAUGGUAUUCCUUUGCAUUGACCAAAGCCACGCCCAUCUUGCUCGAGAAGAAAGACUUGGGGGACCAUUUGAAGGAGCUGCCAUGCGCUGACAAUGUUGUCCCCCUGUCAUCCGUUUGGGCGCAAUUGGAAGAUGCUGGAGAGGUCAAAGCAACGAUCUCAUUCUACACCAUCAGCAUGGGCGACCUUGACAACCUCGCCUCGACCAAGCCAUUGGUGUUCCUCUUGGAUGACCUUCCAAGUGAUGAUGCUGAAAAAAAGAAAAAGAAGAAGAAAAAAGAGAAAAAGCUAUCAGUGAACUACAAGAACUUUGGCGCACGUGUGAACGCCAACACUAUGAAGCAAUCGACUGCAAUGACAGUGGGCUGGAGGUGCAGGCCGGUGGGGUUGAAACAAACCUUUACACCUUUAGGUUUGGAGUCAAGAAUGUCCAGAAUCCUUCAGACUACACUUGGCUAA
Messenger RNA from Durusdinium trenchii, 477 nucleotides. The record is from the annotation of a GenBank genome assembly. NCBI's taxonomy places the organism in Eukaryota, Dinophyceae, Suessiales, Symbiodiniaceae.